Molecule: messenger RNA, 641 nt
Organism: Choloepus didactylus (southern two-toed sloth)
Lineage: Eukaryota; Metazoa; Chordata; Mammalia; Pilosa; Megalonychidae
Product: protein tyrosine phosphatase type IVA 1-like
Exons: 1
Coding region: 120-641 (173 amino acids)
Biological process (GO): protein dephosphorylation
Cellular component (GO): nucleus
Molecular function (GO): protein tyrosine phosphatase activity
Source: RefSeq, a predicted model, not a curated record
AGCACUGAGAAUUUCAAGUGGAGUAUAUUGAAGUAGACUUUGGUUUCUUUACAUCAUUUCUGUAUUCAAUUUUUUAAAUUCUUUCAUAACCCUUUUGAGUGUUUUUUAACUAAAUUAACAUGGCUCGAAUGAACCGCCCAGCUCCUGUGGAAGUCACAUACAAGAAUAUGAGAUUUCUUAUUACACACAAUCCAACAAAUGCAAUCUUAAGCAAAUUUAUAGAGGAACUUAAGAAGUAUGGAGUUACCACAAUAUUAAGAGUAUGCAAAGCAACUUAUGACACUGCUCUUGUGGAGAAAGAAGGCAUCCAUGUUCUUGAUUGGCCUUUCGAUGAUGGUGCACCACCAUCCAACCAGACUGUUGAUGAUUGGUUAAGUCUUGUAAAAAUUAAGUUUCGUGAAGAACCUGGCUGCUGCGUUGCUGUUCAUUGUGUUGCAGGUCUUGGGAGAGCUCCAGUGCUUGUUGCCCUAGCAUUGAUUGAAGGUGGAAUGAAAUACGAAGAUGCAGUACAGUUCAUAAGACAAAAGUGGCGUGGAGCUUUUAACAGCAAGCAACUUUUGUAUUUGGAGAAGUACCGUCCUAAAAUGUGGCUGAGCUUCAAAGACUCCAGUGGUCACAGAAACAACUGUUGCAUUCAAUAA